UUAAAAGUAAUCAACAUUUAUCCCUUAAAAGUGACCACUUUUUGGAAAAAUGAGUCGAAACAAACCCGUCAUCUCGUUCCUUUGCGUCCUGACUCUGAAAAUGAGCUUUUUGUUAACUACGGGAAUUAAGUAUCGACCAAGUCGUGCCAGGAACUCGCAGCUCUACCUUGAAAUAGGUGAUUAGAACGAAUACCCUUGGUAUUCGAACUGAUAGGUUUACAAGUUGACGAAGUAAUUUCAUGCGCAUGGUUACAAUAAGCGAAAUCCUUUUUUCAUAUCACUGUAAUACGAAUGAAAUUCCACUAUACUUUCAUUCUGGAUAUGAUACCUACUUAGUCUUUGGUGAUCUUAAUUAGAUAUUUAAAAAUAUUUGCGUUGUGUAACAUUGGAAAUAAUCUCCGCAGAUGUUUUUAAAAAAAUGAAAAAUUUGAAAGGAGUUGAAAAGCAUUUUUCCAGUGGGAAAUAAUUGAAAGAUAUGCAAAAUUCAGGCAGUCACGAAUUGGAAAUCCGAGAUUUCGUCAAUGAUUGUCGCAUUCUGUAUAAAAUAUCUUUGUCAUCGGUGAAAAUUUUAUUAUAUUCGGAAAUGUCGAAUAAUUUUAUACCAGAAGUACUUUUACGCAUCACAUCGGAAAUAGAAAACGUAACAAAUUUGUAUAAUAAAAUAGCUGAGUAUCAAGAGAAACUUCAACAACUUUCAUAUUUUCAAGAUACUUGCUCCACACAAAUGUACAGCUAUGAAAUUUGGUUACAAAGACUUGUAUUCCAGCUCGAUGCUUUACUAUCGAGCAUUAAAAAAAUAGUUUACAAAUUAUUGAAGCUCUACAUAAGUGAUUCGCUUAUCACAGCUAUCAGAUUGAUAGGUUUUUACAACAAUCUAAUAACCACUUAUGGCGUGAUGAGCAAAGACAUAAAUCACGUGCCGAAAUCUUCAUUAUUAAAUCAAGAUAAUAAAAAGAAGUUUACCAUUCCUCGAAUAUUAAAGAUUGUGGCUCAUGAUAGAACAGAGGAAUGUGCUUACACACUGAUCCAAUUUUUAAUUAAAAAAUAUAACGAUAUCGAUAAAAUCAAUUCCCUUACCUCUGACUUGACUGAUGCAGAAGAAGAUAAUUCAAAAAAUGGCGAUGACGAUGUCCAGCAUGAAUCAGACAAUACCAGUAUUCUCGUAUACAAAACACUUACUCAAUAUGACUCUCCUACAAGAAAUACUUCAGGAACGAAUAUUCAUUCUACAAAUAACAAUAGAAAUCAAACGCAAGAUAUUGCAACUGCAACUUUUAUAAUAUCAGAACGUAAACGCUUAGAUCUACUAUUUUCCACCGUAGUCGCUACCAAUCCACAAGAACUGCUGACUGAGCAAGAAUUAGCUAUUUCUAAACGAACCGGUUGUAUAAAAAUAUGUUCAAAAGUGAAACAAAAAUUGGUAGAAAUUUACGAACAAAUAUUGUGGCAAAAUAUAGGAAUUUCAGGAGAGCACAUGUUAUUAUGGUGGACAGAUUUCGGUUUGGGGAAAAGAAAUCAGUUGGUUGCCCAAAAAUUCAAUGCAUGGUUGAAACAAUAUUUUUCAACAGAUAAUAUCCAUAUAACCGUACAACCCACGAUAUACAGUUUACUAGACUGCCUCUGUUGUUUUAUAACUUCCACAUCUUGGGAUGAAUUGUUCACUCAGUCUUUAAUAUCCGCAAAUAAUCAACAUUCCAGACAUGAUUUACAAAACAUUGGUUUGGGAACCAAGACCGGACAUCUUUUUUCAGACAUGCUUUACGACAUAGUGUUUUUGACCAACAGCUGCGAAGGUUCUAAUUGGACUCAACAAGAUUUAGAAAAUUUACCUUUAGUUGAACAAAUUCCUCUAUUACACAGAUUGGACCACACAAUACAUUCAGCCAGAAUAUGGGCUAUGGGCAGAGCAAAAUACCUCACCAAUUGUUGGAAUAUGGAACAAUUUUUCAGAGUCACUCAUGUUGAUGUAAACGCAUCUUUAUACGCCCUUAGCCUUCUAAAAUUAACACAGAAUAUCAGUUCAUUAGACCACGAAAAUUCUCAUUUUGUUGUCUGCUCAAAAAUGAAAGCCAAGUUGGUUUCCGAAGUCAACGUGAACAUAGAAAAAUUACACGAAGUUCCCAAUCGCAGCUUAAAAAUUUUAGCUUCAGUUUGCAAAAUUACCAGUUUAGCGUACUUGAAAAUAUGUUUCCCUUCAGAGCUAUACUGGCAACAACAAGACGAAUGUGCACCAAACAUUGCAAGCGAUUACGUGGAAAAAUAUUUAGAUGAGAUUUUGAAACCAGUUUUAUUGGCUUCGCAAAAUUUACCUUUACCAGUUCAAAAACCAGUAUCGAAAUUAAUUUUAGAAAUAUUAUGCGAAGCUUGGCUGGACCAUAUCUAUAAUUUUCGAAUUAAAUUCAGCAAAUGGGGAGCAAUCCAAUUACUGGUAGAUUUUGGAGCUAUACCGAUGUGGAUUAAAGAAAAAGUAACCAUUAAUAAUGAAAUUCAAUCGUUCUUAACGUCAGACGAAAUUCUGAGAAGAUGUGAAGGCGUGGGUCGUUUAUUACUAAGACAUCCUGGAGAAUCGAUAGUGAUGAGCAGCGAACAGGAUAUUUUUCAAACAGACACUUCUAAAAACAAGGAACUUGAAAACGUGCCAGAAACGUUGAUGCCUCCUGAAAUGUACGUUCCGAAUCAAGAGAAGUGGUUGGAAUUACGACUCGAUGAACAAAAAUUAACCAUAACUACAUGUUGCUAAGAUAUUAUAAUUCAUCUUGAACAAAAUUUUCAAUGAAAAAAUUAUAAUUUUUUAAAUUAUCAUGAUUCCUUAUUUGUUUCUUUAAAUAACUUUAAAUGGGACAACUUGCAUAACUAAAGCUUGAAACAUUAGCAGCACAUCACAAAAAUAACACACAAAUCAACAAAUUAAAUAAAAACAACUUUGCAUAAUGACUUCGUAACUCUCCUAAUCAAUUUAAAAUUUCAAGUACCUAAGAAAACGACUAACAUUGACUCUAAGAGCUAAAGAAGACAAAUAGAUAUUUUUUCUAUACCAUUCCAUGUUAUAGCGGCGGUGUGUUUUCCAAUUUCGAUCUAAGAAAUCCUUAUAAAAAACAGAAAUUUUAUCUGACUGAUUAGAUUUACUACCCUCAGUGACGUACUUCUUGUGAAAUUCUU
This is a messenger RNA of Planococcus citri (citrus mealybug), 3159 nucleotides long. RefSeq lists its product as uncharacterized. The transcript has 13 exons. The record is from RefSeq and is a predicted model, not a curated record. NCBI's taxonomy places the organism in Eukaryota, Metazoa, Arthropoda, Insecta, Hemiptera, Pseudococcidae. Bases 476 to 2740 code for a protein of 754 amino acids.